AUGUUUCAGAUUGCUUGGUCUUCUCAAGCCCAGUUUAUAGAGUUCAUCGCGGGGCUUCCAGAAGAACCUCUCGUGGUGGUCAAGCCCGACUCACGCCCCACAUAUCACAUUCCCAGCCUCAUUCCCAAGGUUCCCCUGUCCUCUACGCUUUUAGAGCCCCACGCUAGGAACGGCGUAAAGGAAGAGCACUGCAGCCUCGUGAAGUUCCAAAAGCAAAAUGAGUUUUACUUUCAGGACCGUCUCGAUGAUGUGGGCCUCGUGCGCAUCCUCGCCACCGACCUCCACCUUCGCGACGUUGUUCAGGCCAUGCGGUACAUCCGCGACAGGAUGUGGACGGCGGUGCCGGAGCGUGCAUCGGGCAUGAACUCGACGCGCAUAGCCGACGUGCUCAACUACCGCAGGAGAACGCCACCCGUCGUGACCCUCGCUCACCUACAGGCUGUACUCGCCUCGCCUACCGCUGUGGAAAGGGAGGUUGCCGAGUUGCUGAGCAAGGGAAUUGUGCGGAGGGUCUUGGUCGGGAAGGAGCGAGGCCCUCAUCGAGUGCUGGGAAGGGAGCAGGUCGAUGAGCUGGUCAGGGCCGGGUUCCUCACAUCUUUGCCCGCGAGAAUGCACGGCGCAGUCACGGGCUCUCCAGCGGGUAGCGCAGCCUUGACGCGCGGCCUCCUCGGCUCCAGCAUGUCCCUAGAGCACGUCGCGAAAGCUCCCACCGGUAGCUUGGGCGCAGUGGGCGGCAGAGCCAUCAACAUGGUGACGGGGAAAGGCACGCCGACCUCGUCACCCGUGCCCCGAUCGCAGCGUGCACACCCGGUCUCUGUGGAAAAUAUUGCCGUAUCCGCGCCCGGCCACGGUGGUUUCCUCAAGCUGCACAAGGCGGCCCUCGAACAUCUCCUCGCGCUCUUGGACAAGCGUUCGGCCUUUCGCGAGAUGCCCGAAUCACUCCUGCGUGAAGCAUGGGACGGCGGGCUGGCUGCCGCCGGGGCGCGGGCGCCAAGAGAGCGAGGGGCGAGUACUCGGGCGUGGCGCCAGGCAAGACAAAGAAGUGGAGGGACUUUGGGGCCUCCGGUUCAGUGGGUGCUCGAGGAAGCCGUCGGCGCCGGCGUCGUCGAGCUUUCGACACGGGUAGCGUGGGACGCGGGGUCCGGGCUACCCGGUAUGGCGCCAUCCUUCCGAGGAACCCUGGCGAAAGGAGGCCGGACGUGA
Molecule: messenger RNA, 1203 nt
Organism: Parascedosporium putredinis
Lineage: Eukaryota; Fungi; Ascomycota; Sordariomycetes; Microascales; Microascaceae
Source: the annotation of a GenBank genome assembly